Trichomycterus rosablanca is the source of this 3854-nucleotide messenger RNA. It is a transcript of the gene itga7, whose product is annotated as integrin, alpha 7. Gene Ontology annotation, molecular function: integrin binding. The coding region runs from base 854 to 3535 and encodes 893 amino acids. Gene Ontology annotation, cellular component: integrin complex; external side of plasma membrane. Lineage: Eukaryota; Metazoa; Chordata; Actinopteri; Siluriformes; Trichomycteridae. Gene Ontology annotation, biological process: cell adhesion mediated by integrin; cell-matrix adhesion; cell-cell adhesion. The transcript is spliced from 21 exons. The record is from RefSeq and is a predicted model, not a curated record.
GUGUGUGUGUGUGUGUGUGUGGGUGUGUGUGUGUGCGGGUGUGUAACAGUAAGUGUGUGUGUGUGUACUGUGAGUGUGUGUGUGUGUGUGUGGGUGUACGGUGAGUGUGUGUGUGUGUGUGGGUGUGUGUGUGUGGGUGUGUAACAGUAAGUGUGUGUGUGUGUACUGUGAGUGUGUGUGUGUGGGUGUGUGUGUGUGUGUGUGUGUGUAACAGUAAGUGUGUGUGUGUGUGUACUGUGAGUGUGUGUGGGUGUGUAACUGUAAGUGUGUGUGUGUGUACUGUGAGUGUGUGUGUGUGUGUGUGGGUGUGUGUGUGUGGGUGUGUAACAGUAAGUGUGUGUGUGUGUGUACUGUGAGUGUGUGUGUGUGUGUGGGUGUGUGUGUGUGUGGGUGUGUAACUGUAAGUGUGUGUGUGUGUGUGGGUGUGUGUGUGUGGGUGUGUAACAGUAAGUGUGUGUGUGUGUGUGUACUGUGAGUGUGUGUGUGGGUGUGUGUGUGUGGGUGUGUAACUAAGUGUGUGUGUGUGUGUAAAACAGUGAGUGUGUGUAUAUAUUGUGUGUGCGUGUGUAUUGUGUGUGUGUGUGUGUGUGUGUGUAACAGUGAGUGUGUGUAUAUAUUGUGUGUGCGUGUGUAUUGUGUGUGUGUGAGUGUGUGUGUGUGUGUGUGUGUGUGUAACAGUGAGUGUGUGUAUAUAUUGUGUGUGCGUGUGUAUUGUGUGUGUGUGAGUGUGUGUGUGUGUGUGUGUGUGUAACAGUGAGUGUGUGUAUAUAUUGUGUGUGCGUGUGUAUUGUGUGUGUGUGAGUGUGUGUGUGUGUGUGUGUGUAUCCUCACCUGCUCUGUUCCUCCAGGUGAGAUGAGGGUUCAGCUGCUGAACCAGACGAUGUUGGAUUUGGGUUACUAUGACGACGGACCGUAUGAGGUGGCGGAUGAGAAAGAGUUAAACGCGGCAUUAAUCCCGCUCCCGUACCACAGCUACCUGGGGUUCUCGGUGGACUCGGCUAAAGGCAUCAUGCACCGCGGGGAGCUAACAUUUGUAGCCGGAGCUCCGCGAGCUAAUCACACGGGCGCGGUGGUGCUGCUAAAGAAAGACAGCGCCUACAGACUGGUACCCGAAUUCAUCCUGUGGGGGGAGGAGCUGGCAUCAUCGUUCGGGUACUCGGUCACAACCACAGACCUCAACCAGGAUGGCUGGACGGAUCUGAUCGUGGGAGCUCCAAACUUUUUUGACCGUAAGGCUGAGAUCGGCGGGGCGGUGUACGUCUUCCUAAAUCCCGCCAGUCACUGGGAGAAAGCUCGACCCAUUCGCCUCAACGGUACCUACGACUCCAUGUUCGGGAUGACGGUGAGCGCCGCUGGAGACCUGGACCAGGACGGAUUCUCAGAUAUUGCCGUUGGUGCUCCGUUUGAUGGAUAUGGUAAAGUUUUUAUUUUCCGAGGCUCUUCUGUGGGAAUCGAAACCAAACCGUCUCAGGUCCUGGACGGGAUGAACGCGGGCGUGGCUCGGUUCGGUUACUCUCUCUCCGGGGGGCUGGAUAUUGAUGGGAAUCUGUAUCCAGAUGUGGCGGUGGGAUCCCUGAGUGAUCAGGUGGUUCUGUUCAGGUCGCGGCCGGUGAUCCACGUGAGUCGAGAUGUUUCAGUGGAAACUCAGCAGAUCGACUUGAGCCAGUCCAGCUGUGAGGAUCGAGAUGGAGUCUGUGUGGAUAUAAAAGCGUGUUACACUUAUACAGCUCAUCCAGCGUCGUACUCUCCUCAUAUCACGCUCAGGAUUCAUUUUGAAGCUGAAACCGAGCGCAGGAAGUUAGGACUCCAGCACAGAGUUCACUUCCUGGGUCGAAGAGCAUCUGAACCUGAAUACGUUCAUUCUAAAGAGCUGCUGCUGAGGGGCCAAAAUUACCCAGCAUGCCAAAGUGCCACCUUCAUCCUCCAGGACAGUAUCAGGGAUAAACUGCGCCCGGUGUCUCUCGCCAUCACCCACACCAUAGUGGCGACCCGGCAUCACGGUCACCGCCACGACCACACCCACCAUCACCUGGGUCACCUCACUCCGGUUCUGGGUCUCACUCCUCCUAAUACAUACCACACUGAGGUGAAUUUUCUCAGAGAGGGGUGUGGUGAUGACAAGAUUUGCCAGAGUAACCUUCAGCUGAGCUACAGAUUUGGAACCCUCUCCACUUCAUCAGAUUUGUUCGCUCCUUUAGCCAUAGGGGAGGGUGUACCCGUGCUCUCUCUGACUGAUCAGAAGUCAGUAGUUUUGGAGGUGAUGGUGAUGAACUCACCCACUGACCCAGAGAGACCAGAAGAGGACGGAGACGACGCCCACGCUGCCCAGCUCACCCUCACACUGCCACACACACUCACCUACUCAGGAGUCCGGGGACAGGUGGUGUGUACAGCGAAUCAGAAUGGAACAUCAGCAGAGUGUGAGCUGGGUAAUCCGCUAAAGAGAGACGCUGUGUUAAAGUUUUAUGUUAUAUUGAGCACAUUGGGCAUCACCAUGGAAACCACGUCCCUAUCAGUGGACCUGCUGAUGAGCACGAUCAGUGAGCAGCCUGGAUUAUCUGUGAUCUCUGCGUUUGCCCGAGUGGUUAUAGAACUUCCUCUCACCGUCAGCGGGGUGGCUCGUCCUCAUCAGUUGUUCUUCAGUGGGUGGGUUCGGGGUGAGAGCAGCAUGGUGACGCUGGAUGACGUGGGCAGUGAAGUGGAACAUGAUUUUAUUGUAUCCAGUACUGGACAGUCUGUACACACUCUGGGUUCGGCGUUUUUGAACAUCAUGUGGCCGUAUGAACUGGUGAACAGGAAGUGGUUGCUUUAUCCCACCAGUUUACACUCGGACCAUCCACACACACACUGUACACACCACACACACCUCAACACACUUGGCCUGAAGGACAAACACCACACACACACUGAGGACCUGAAGGUGAGGAAGACUCGCUCUCAUCCUGAGGAAGAGGAAACGACGCUGAUCAAACACAACGUAAACGAGAACACACCCGCCGUUGCUGCUAACGAGAAACGCAAAUCACUAAAACUGGACUGUGUGUUGGGUUCAGCAAGGUGUGUGGUGUUCCAGUGCACUCUACACAGUUUCUCUGGUUCUGCUGGAUUCAAAAUCAAAGCUCGUCUCUGGAACUCAACCUUCAUAGAGGAGUUUUCGUCGGUCAGUGCAGUAGAGGUGAUGGUGAGAGUGAACAUCACUGUAAAAUCCACCAUUAAACACCUGGUACUGAGAGACACUGCUGCUGCACAGGUCUCACUGAUGGUGUAUCCUGAGCUGAGUGUGUUAGAUCAGUCAUGGAUUCCGUGGUGGAUCAUCCUCAUCGCCGUCCUCGCUGGAGUGAUGAUCCUCGCCCUGCUCGUGUGUGUCCUGUGGAAGUGUGGAUUUUUCCGGAGGUCUCACUAUGAGGACAGUGUUCCACAGUACCACGCUGUGAGGAUCCCACGCCAGGAACGUUCCCACCCAAACACACAGCAGGAACCCUCCACCCCCAACGGCAAACAGUGGAGGACUCACUGGAACCACAGUACACGCUGAUACACACACACACACACACACACACAGUACACACUGAUACACACACACACACACACAGUACACACUGAUACACACACAUGUACAUACACACACACACACACACACUGUAAAUUGCACUUUUAUUUGGUGUGUGAGGACUUAAGGGAUCUGAUACGUUGGUACCGUUACAGCUAACAUGCUGGUUUUAUUUAAACGUGUGUGUGUGUGUGUGUGUGUGUGUGUGUGUGUGUGUGUAGGAGGUUUGUACACGUUAGCGUUACUGUAAACACGAUCUGCUCUAAACACCAUUAAAGUACAUUUUUCUGAAUCAUUUAUAAGA